AUGGCGUCCAACAUAACGAAACGUAUCCUUCGUUGCUUUCUUUUCAUCACCAUGUUCCCUUCAUUUCUUUUUUGUUGCUUUAAUUUCGAUAUUGCAUUUCUUUAUUUCUUUUCCGUCUGUUUAGUUCGACAUUUUUCAUUUCUUGUUUGUUUUGAAUCAUCCCUAUCUAAUUAUUUUCUUUGUUUCUUUAAUUUUUCUUUCAUUUCUUCAUUUCUUUUGAGUUUCUUUAAUUUCGAAUCAUUCGUUUCUUCUUUUCUUGUAUUUGAUUCUUUUACUGAAAUAGAACCAUGUCUUCCUUCAUUUGUUUUUCUUUUAUUUAAUAUCUUUCUUGUCUUGUUACUUUCUUUAAUUUCGAAUCAUUCCUUUAUUCAAUUCUUUUUUAUUUCUUUUAUUUUGAAUGUUGACAUUCUUCAUUUCUUCCUUAUUUCUUCAAAUUUGAAUCAUGUCUUUUUUUUUCUUGUUACUUUCCUUAAUAUAGCAGCAUUCCUUACUUCAUUUCGUUACUUAUUCUUCACAAUUUUCUUUCUUCGCUUUUAUUUAUCUAUUUAUUUAUUUAUCCUCUCUCUCUCUCUCUCUCUCACACAUAAUCAUCCAUUUGUUCUAUUUUAUAUUCUUUUUCUUUCUUUCUUCUGCCAUCUUUUAUUUGUUACACAUUCUUCAAUAUUUCAUCUUCCUUCUUUUUAUUUGUGUUUUAUUUUCUUUCGCAUCUUUCGUACUUUCUCUUAA
This is a messenger RNA of Acanthosepion pharaonis, 726 nucleotides long. NCBI's taxonomy places the organism in Eukaryota, Metazoa, Mollusca, Cephalopoda, Sepiida, Sepiidae. The record is from the annotation of a GenBank genome assembly.